AUGGAUGUUUUGUUUUUCUACUUUAUGCGAAGUCCGGCUAUUCAGUUGGAGAUUCUGCAUCAUUAUUUGAAACGCUUCGAUUAUUACACUGGACGGAUGAGUGUGGAGCCAGGCAACGUUGCAUCCAACAUCAUGAUGAGAAAGUGCAUCGACAUGCAUCGGAAAGUUAUCAAGUUUGUGGACAUUUUCAAUGAGAACUUUAGGAACAUUAUGGUGUUGGAUUUUGUUCAAUCGUCCGUUCGCAUUGCUUCUCUAAGCGCGGUUAUAAUAAUGAAUGAGUCGGAUUCAGUAAUUAGCUUCGGUUUUUCGCUUAUUCACUUCUGGAUGGCAUUAGUGAGGGAAUACUAUAUUUACUAUGCAGGCAAUGAGAUCACUUUUUUGAGCUCAGAAUUGGUGUUCUCGGUAUAUGAAACGGAUUGGUACAAAGAAAACCGCCAGUUUAAGUUUAUGGUCAAAAUGUUUAUGGUAAGGGCCGGUAAACCGUUAAACAUAAACAUUGGCCCUUUUGGCAACUUGGGUUUUCCCGCUUUCCUCUCGAUUUUGCAGGGCAGUUUUUCGUAUUUUUCACUUGUGACUGGAAUUCAAAAGUCUUAAACUACUGCACAAACCCUCAUCUCAGAAAAUCUUCAGAAGACGAAGGAAAAAACCACACAAGUAAUGGUAGACAGCAGCAAGCACUAAUACCAAUUUUGAAUUAUGAUAGUUUUAGCGUUAAGUGUUGCAAGGGUUUAGCUGAUUAGGGUGAAUAAAGCACAUAUUUUUAUAGCAAAAUCUAAAACAACUUUUCGAUGCAAUUCCCUGAAGCUA
Molecule: messenger RNA, 807 nt
Organism: Dendroctonus ponderosae (mountain pine beetle)
Lineage: Eukaryota; Metazoa; Arthropoda; Insecta; Coleoptera; Curculionidae
Product: odorant receptor 63a-like
Exons: 5
Coding region: 1-594 (197 amino acids)
Biological process (GO): sensory perception of smell; detection of chemical stimulus involved in sensory perception of smell
Cellular component (GO): plasma membrane
Molecular function (GO): odorant binding; olfactory receptor activity
Source: RefSeq, a predicted model, not a curated record